AUGUUCCUCACUCUGACUACAAGGUUCCUCACACUGAGGACAAGGUUCCUCACUCUGAGGAGAAAGGUUCCUCACACUGAGGACAAAGUUGCUUUCUCUGAGAACAAGGUUCCUUACUCUCAGGACAAGGUUCCUCGCUCUGAAGGCAGGUUCCUCACUGUAAAAACAAUGUUCGUCACUCUGAGGACAAGGUUCCUCACACUGAGAACAAGGUUCCUCACUCUGAGAACAAGGUUACUCACUCUGAGGACAAGGUUCCUCAUUCUGAGAACAAGGUUCCUCAGUCUGAGGACAAUGUUCCCCACACUGAGUACAAAGUUCCUCGCUCUGAGGACAAGGUUUCUCACCCUGAGAACAACGUUCCUUACCCUGAGGACAAGGUUUUCCACUCUGAGGACAAGGUUCUUCAGUCUGAAGACAAGGUUCCCCACUCUGAGGACAAGGUUUCUCACCCUCAGGACAAGGUUCCUUACCCUGAGGACAAUGUUCCUCACUCUGAGGACAAGGUUUCUCAGUUUGAGGAUAAGGUUUCUCACUCUGAGGACAAGGUUCCUCACUCUGAGGAUAAGGUUCCUCAUUCUGAGGGCAAGGUUCCUCACUCUUAAGGCAGGUUCCUUAAACUGAGGACAAGGCCCCUCACUCUCAGUACAAGGUUCCUCACUCUGAGGACAAGGUUCCCCACUCUGAGGACAAGGUUCCUCACUCUUUGGACAAGGUUUCUCACUCUGAGGACAAGGUUUCUCACCCUGAGGACAAGGUUCCCUACCCUGAGGACAAGGUUCCUCACUCUGAGGACAAGGUUCUUCACUCUGAGGACAAGGUUACUCACUUUGAAGACUAGGUUUCUCACUCUGAGGACAAGGUUCCUCACUCUGAAGGCAAGGUUCCUCACUCUUAAGGCCGGUUCCUCACACUGAGGACAAGGCCCCUCACUCUGAGUACAAGGUUCCUCACUCUGAGGACAAGGUUCCCCACUCUGAGGACAAGGUUCCUCACUCUGGGGACAAGGUUCCUCACUCUGAGGACAAGGUUUCUCGCCCUGAGGACAAGGUUCCUUACCCUGAGGACAAGGUUCCUCACUCUGAGGACAAGGUUCUUCACUCUGAGGACAAGGUUCCUCACACUGAGGACAAGCUUCCUCACUCUGAGGACAAUGUUCCUCAUUCUGAGCACAAGGUUCCUCACUCUGAGGACAAGGUUCCUCACUCUGAUGACAAGGUUCCUCACUCUGAGGAAAAGGUUCCUCACUCUGAGGACAAGAAUCCUCACUCUGAGGACAAGGUUCCUCACUCGGAUGACAAGGCUCCUUACUCUGAGGUCAAGGCUCGUAGCUCCGAGGGCAAGGUUCCUCACUCUCAGGAGAAGCUUUCUCACUCUGAGGGCAAGGUUCCUCACUCUCAGGAGAAGCUUUCUCAAUCUGAGGACAAGGUUCCUCAUUGUAAGGACAUGGUUCCUCACGCUGAGGACAAGGUUCCUUACUCUGAGGAAAAGGUGCCACACACUGAGGACAAGGUUCUUCAUUCUGAACUCAGGUUCUUCACACUGAAGACAAGGUUCCUCACCCUGAAGGCAGGUUUCUCACUCUGAGGACAAUGGUUCCUCACUCUGACAAAAAAGUUCCUCACACUGUGGACAAGGUUCCUCACUCUGAGAACAAGGUUCCUCACUCUGAGGACAAGGCUACUCACACUGAGGCCAAGGUUCUUCACACUGAGGACAAAGUUCCUCACUCUCAGAACAAGGUUCCUCACUCUGAGGACAAGGUUUAUCACAUUGAGAACAGGUUUCCUCACUCUGAGGACAAGGUUCCUCACUCUGAGGACAAGGUUCCUCACUCUGAGGACAAGGUUCCUCACUCUGAGGACAAGGUUCGUCACUUUGAGGACAAGGUUGCUCACUCUGAGGACAAGGUUCCUCACUCUGAGGGCAGGUUUCUCACUCUGAGGACAAGGUUCCUCACACGCAAGACAAGAUUCUCACUGUGAUGACAAGGUUCCUCACUCGGAGGCCAAGGUUCCUCACUCUGAGGAGAAGGCUCCUCACUCUGAGGGCAAGGUUCCUCACUCUGAGGACAAGGUUCCUCACUCUGAUGACAAGGUUCCUCACUCUGAGGACAAGGUUUCUCACUCUGAGGAGAAGGUUCCUCAUUCUGAAGGCGAGUUCCUCACUCCGAGGACAAACCUUGUUUUCAGAGUGAGGAAUCUUGUCAUCAGAAUAACGAACCUUGUCCUAAGAGUGGGGAACCUUGUCCUAAGAGUGAGGUACCAUGUCCUCAGAGUGAGGUACCUUGUCCUCAGAGUGACGAAACUGGUUCCCAGAGUGAGGAACCUUUUCGUCAGUGUGAGGAACCUUGUCUUCAUGGUGAGGAACCUUCUCCUCAGGGUGAGGAACCUUGUCCUCAGAGAGAGGAACCUUGUCAUCAGAGUGAUGAACCUUGUCUUCAGGGUGACCAAACUUGUUCUCAGAGUGAGGAACCUUUUCGUCGGUGUGAGGAACUGGAACAUGGCCCUCAGAGUGAGGAACAUUGUCCUCAGAGUGAGGAACAUUGUUCUCAGAGUGAGAGACCUUGUCCUCAGAGUGAGGAAGCUUGUCAUCAGAGUGAGGAACCUUGUUCUCAGAGUGAGGAGCUUUGUCCUCAGAGUGAGGAACCUUGUCCUCAGAGUGAGGAACCUUGUCUUCAGAGUGUCGAAACUUGUUCUCAGAGUGAGGAACCUUUUCCUCAGUGUGAGGAACCUUGUCGUCAGAGUGAGGAACCUUGUCCUCAGAGUGAGAAACCUUGGCUUCAGAUUGAGGAACCUUGUCAUCAGAGUGAGGAACCUUCUCAUCAGAGUGAGGUACCUUGUCCUCAGAGUGAAACACCUUGGCCUCAGAUGAGGAACCUUGUCCAAACAGUGAGGAAACUUGUUCUCAGAGUGAGGAAACUUUUCGUCAGUGUGAGGAACCUUGUCCUCGGAGUGACGAACCUUUCCUCAGAGUGAGGAACCUUGUUCUCAGAGUGAGGAACCUUGUCCUCAGUGUGAGGAACCUUGUCCGCAGAGUAAGGAACCUGGUCCUCAGAGUGAGGAAACUCGUUCUCAGUGCGAGGAACAUGCCUUUAGAGUGAGGAACCUUGUCCUGAGGUGAGGAACCUUGUCCUCAGUGUGAGGAACUUUGUCCUCAGAGUGAGGAACCUUGCACUCAGAGUGAGGUACCUUGUGCACAGUGCUACGAACCUGCCUUCAGAGUGAAGAACCUUGUCUUCAGGGUGAGGAACCUUGUCCUCAAAGUGAGGAACCUUGUCCUCAGAGUGAGGAAGCUUGUCCUCAAAAUGAGGAACCUUGUCCUCAGAGUGAGAAACCUUGUCUUCAGAUUGAGGAACCUUGUCAUCAGAGUGCGGAACCUUCUCAUCAGAGUGAGGUACCUUGUCCUCAGAGUGAAACACCUUGGCCUCAGAUGAGGAACCUUGUCCUAACAGUGAGGAAACUUGUUCUCAGAGUGAGGAAACUUUUCGUCAGUGUGAGGAACCUUGUCCUCGGAGUGACGAACCUUUCCUCAGAGUGAGGAACGUUGUUCUCAGAGUGAGGAACCUUGUCCUCAGUGUGAGGAACCUUGUCCGCAGAGUAAGGAACCUGGUCCUCAGAGUGAGGAAACUGGUUCUCAGUGCGAGGAACAUGCCUUUAGAGCGAGGAACCUUGUCCUGAGGUGAGGAACCUUGUCCUCAGUGUGAGGAACUUUGUCCUCAGAGUGAGGAACCUUGCAUUCAGAGUGAGGUACCUUGUGCACAGUGCUACGAACCUGCCUUCAGAGUGAAGAACCUUGUCCUCAGGGUGAGGAACCUUGUCCUCAAAGUGAGGAACCUUGUCCUCAGAGUGAGGAAAGUUGUCCUCAAAAUGAGGAACCUUGUCCUUAGAGUGAGGUACCUUGUCCUCAGAGUGAGGUACCUUGUCCUCAGAGUGACGAAACUGGUUCCCAGAGUGAGGAACCUUUUCGUCAGUGUGAGGAACCUUGUCCUCAUGGUGAGAAACCUUCUCCUCAGGGUGAGGAACCUUGUCCUCAGGGUGAGGAACCUUGUCAUCAGAGUGAUGAACCUUGUCUUCAGGGUGACCAAACUUGUUCUCAGAGUGAGAAACCUUGUCGUCGGUGUGAGGAACAUUGUUCUCAGAGUGAGAGACCUUGUCCUCAGAGUGAGGAAGCUUGUCAUCAGAGUGAGGAACCUUGUUCUCAGAGUGAGGAGCUUUGUCCUCAGAGUGAGGAACCUUGUCCUCAGAGUGAGGAACCUUGUCUUCAGAGUGUCGAAACUUGUUCUCAGAGUGAGGAACCUUUUCCUCAGUGUGAGGAACCUUGUCGUCAGAGUGAGGAACCUUGUCCUCAGAGUGAGAAACCUUGGCUUCAGAUUGAGGAACCUUGUCAUCAGAGUGAGGAACCUUCUCAUCAGAGUGAGGUACCUUGUCCUCAGAGUGAAACACCUUGGCCUCAGAUGAGGAACCUUGUCCAAACAGUGAGGAAACUUGUUCUCAGAGUGAGGAAACUUUUCGUCAGUGUGAGGAACCUUGUCCUCGGAGUGACGAACCUUUCCUCAGAGUGAGGAACCUUGUUCUCAGAGUGAGGAACCUUGUCCUCAGUGUGAGGAACCUUGUCCGCAGAGUAAGGAACCUGGUCCUCAGAGUGAGGAAACUCGUUCUCAGUGCGAGGAACAUGCCUUUAGAGUGAGGAACCUUGUCCUGAGGUGAGGAACCUUGUCCUCAGUGUGAGGAACUUUGUCCUCAGAGUGAGGAACCUUGCACUCAGAGUGAGGUACCUUGUGCACAGUGCUACGAACCUGCCUUCAGGGUGAGGAACCUUGUACUCCGAGUGAGGAACCUUGUCUUCAGAGUGAAGAAACUUGUUCUCAGAGUGAGGAAAGUUUUCGUCGGUGUGAGGAACCAGGCCCUCAGAGUGAGGAACCUUGUGCUCAGAGUGUGGAACAUUGUUCUCAGAGUGAGGAACCUUGUCCUCAUUGUGAGGAACUUUUUCCACAGAGUUAAGAAACUUGUUCUCAGAGGUAGGUACCUUUUCGUCAGCGUGAGGAACCUUGUCCUCAGAGUGAGGAACCUUUUCGUCGGUGUGAGGAACUGGAACAUGGCCCUCAGAGUGAGGAACCUUGUCCUCAGUGUGAGGAACUUUGUCCUCAGAGUGAGGAACCUUGCACUCAGAGUGAGGUACCUUGUGCACAGUGCUACGAACCUGCCUUCAGAGUGAAGAACCUUGUCCUCAGGGUGAGGAACCUUGUCCUCAAAGUGAGGAACCUUGUCCUCAGAGUGAGGAAGGUUGUCCUCAAAAUGAGGAACCUUGUCCUCAGAGUGAGGUACCUUGUCCUCAGAGUGAGGUACCUUGUCCUCAGAGUGACGAAACUGGUUCCCAGAGUGAGGAACCUUUUCGUCAGUGUGAGGAACCUUGUCCUCAUGGUGAGAAACCUUCUCCUCAGGGUGAGGAACCUUGUCCUCAGGGUGAGGAACCUUGUCAUCAGAGUGAUGAACCUUGUCUUCAGGGUGACCAAACUUGUUCUCAGAGUGAGAAACCUUGUCGUCGGUGUGAGGAACAUUGUUCUCAGAGUGAGAGACCUUGUCCUCAGAGUGAGGAAGCUUGUCAUCAGAGUGAGGAACCUUGUUCUCAGAGUGAGGAGCUUUGUCCUCAGAGUGAGGAACCUUGUCCUCAGAGUGAGAAACCUUGUCCUCAGAGUGUCGAAACUUGUUCUCAGAGUGAGGAACCUUUUCCUCAGUGUGAGGAACCUUGUCCUCGGAGUGAGGAACCUUGUCCUCUGAGUGAGAAACCUUGUCUUCAGAGUGAGGAACCUUGUCAUCAGAGUGAGGAACCUUCUCAUCAGAGUGAGGUACCUUGUCCUCAGAGUGAAACACCUUGGCCUCAGAUGAGGAACCUUGUCCUAACAGUGAGGAAACUUGUUCUCAGAGUGAGGAAACUUUUCGUCAGUGUGAGGAACCUUGUCCUCGGAGUGACGAACCUUUCCUCAGAGUGA
Molecule: messenger RNA, 5992 nt
Organism: Paramuricea clavata
Lineage: Eukaryota; Metazoa; Cnidaria; Anthozoa; Malacalcyonacea; Plexauridae
Source: the annotation of a GenBank genome assembly